This is a messenger RNA of Lactuca virosa, 372 nucleotides long. Lineage: Eukaryota; Viridiplantae; Streptophyta; Magnoliopsida; Asterales; Asteraceae. The record is from the annotation of a GenBank genome assembly.
AUGAUUGGGUGGGAUGACAUAAGUUCUUUGAAGGAAAAUUUACAAGCAAAUCAUCUUUUGAGGGAUUCAAAUCUAGUUUUAUCGCUUUUAUGUCAUGGAUCUAUGGCCAGCUUAGAACAGAGACAAAUAUUUGAAAACACAGAAAAUGGGGUGAGAAAGAUGGUUUUUGCUACAAAUAUGGCUAAAACAAGUAUCACAAUAGACGAUGUUGUUUUUGUUAUUAAUUAUGGAAAAGCCAAAGAAACAUCAUAUGAUGCUUUGAAUAAUACCCAUUGUCUCCUUCCUACUUGGAUAUCAAAAGUUUCUGCUAAACAAAGGCGAGGUCGAGCAGGGCGUGUUCAGCCAGGAGAAUGUUACCAUUUAUACCCUUGA